UAUUAAACUGGAAAAACCUACCUAUAAUAUUUGUCAAGCUCGGUCUUUUUCUACUUCCUCUGUUUCCAUUUUUAAGAACCCUAGCCGCCCCUUUCUCUUAAGAGCAAGCCCGACAAUGCCGCCCAAGUUCGACCCGACCCAAGUCGUCGACGUAUUCGUCCGCGUCACCGGCGGCGAAGUCGGUGCGGCUAGUUCCUUAGCCCCGAAGAUCGGUCCGCUGGGUCUUUCCCCCAAAAAGAUCGGUGAAGACAUCGCCAAAGAAACGGCCAAGGAAUGGAAAGGCCUCCGCAUCACCGUCAAGCUCACGGUGCAGAACCGUCAGGCGAAGGUCACGGUGGUCCCUUCCGCGGCGGCGCUAGUAAUCAAGGCGUUGAAGGAACCGGAGAGGGAUAGGAAGAAGACCAAGAACAUCAAGCACAACGGCAACAUUAGCCUCGACGACGUCAUCGAGAUCGCUAAGGUAAUGAGACCAAGGUCAAUGGCUAAGGAUUUGAAAGGUACGGUUAAGGAGAUUCUGGGCACGUGUGUUUCAGUUGGGUGUACCGUUGAUGGUAAAGACCCUAAGGAUUUGCAGCAGGAAAUCGACGAUGGCGAUGUUGAUGUUCCUUUGGAGUGAGCAAUUUUGUUUUUUAAUUUCAAAUUUUGUUGAAUUUUAAGGAUAUGAACAAUUUUCGGAUAUUUUUAUCUUUUGAGUUUAACAGUUAUGGGUUGACUGGUUUUUUUUUUUCUCUUCAAAA
Gossypium arboreum is the source of this 737-nucleotide messenger RNA. RefSeq names its product 60S ribosomal protein L12-3. Gene Ontology annotation, cellular component: ribosome; cytosolic large ribosomal subunit. The transcript has a single exon. The record is from RefSeq and is a predicted model, not a curated record. Lineage: Eukaryota; Viridiplantae; Streptophyta; Magnoliopsida; Malvales; Malvaceae. The coding region runs from base 116 to 616 and encodes 166 amino acids. Gene Ontology annotation, molecular function: large ribosomal subunit rRNA binding; structural constituent of ribosome. Gene Ontology annotation, biological process: translation.